Messenger RNA from Neolamprologus brichardi, 317 nucleotides. Lineage: Eukaryota; Metazoa; Chordata; Actinopteri; Cichliformes; Cichlidae. The record is from RefSeq and is a predicted model, not a curated record.
AACAAGUGAAUGAACUGGUUGCACUGAUCCCGUACAAUGACCAAAGACUGCAACCCCAAAGAACGAAGCUCUACGUGGUCCUGUCAGUUGUGCUCUGCCUGCUGGCCUCUUCGCUUGUUGCCUUCUUCCUUUUCCCACGCCCAGUGGUUGUGGUGGACGGAGGGAUCCGCUCGGUGACGGUGACGUUCGACCGCAACAACACAAAGGUCCUGAUGAACAUGACGAGCACGCUCAACUUCAGCAACCCCAACUUCUUCUCGGUGCAUGUGCAGAGCAUCAGCUCCCAGGUCCUCUACAUGAAGACGGGUAAUGAUUAG